UAUAGUAAUUAUUAGUGAUGACACCAAUAGUGCAAAGAUACGUUGUCUAAAAUUUUAUACUAUGUUGAGUUUUUUGUCCACAGAUUCUUGACUGGUAGAUCUUUUAUUUCUAGAAUGACGGAGCAUCUAUCAACAGUGCCUGAGUCUUCUACCUAGACCGCUGACAGCCUUAGCAACGUGCCAUGAUGUGGAGAAAUGUUAGUUAAACAGGUGCUGAAGAGGCUGUAGUAUAUAACAAAUGGGACAACACACGGCUACACAUCUAGGUCUACUUCUACUAGCACUACUUUCAGGUUGCAGCAGUUCUGACUUGUACGUGGCCCUGUCCGGAGCUGACACGCCAACCUGCGGCACCAAUCCCAGCAACCCUUGCUACUCCCUACGCCAUGCCGUCUCUCUUAGCCAACCAAACGACACCGUGUACGUCAACGCUUCGUCCUACACCUUUCUCAACAAUACCGAAUCCACAUUUACUUGCGGCAACGCCGCAAACAACUUUACCCAGACAACCAUCAUACUCCGACACAGCCUGUCAAUCAUCGCUCUUGAUCCCAGGGUAGUCAUGGACUGCGGCUCUGUCGCGCCUGUUUUCUUCAUAGAUGGAAACGGAACGGACGUAAACGUUAUCUUUGACGGUUUUGUCUUCAAGAACAUAACGCAGAGGGAAGGGCCUACCGGUAUCGCCAUCACGGCACGCGACUGUCGCCUUGUCAUCCGGAACUGCGCGUUUCUCGGAAACAAGGUGCAUGAUGGGUACCUCGCGGGCGCCUUAUAUUACCAUGGCAACCACCUAGAAAUCAGCGACUCCGUUUUUGCCGCGAACGACGGACCCCUUCUGAUUGAAACCGACGAGUUUGACAUGACGGUAGUGAACUGUACAUUCGUUAACAACACGUGUAAGAGUAGUGCAGUGACGGCUGGGGUGUUGAAGAACUUUGACCACGAGAAUAUGGAGACGCUAAACAAGUCCGACAGUUCAGUUUCACGAACCGACGGAGCACUUCACUUGGUCCAUCGUAGCACUGAAACCAACUGGAUCUCCUUCACCAACUGUGAAUAUCCUAGUUUUGAUAUUGGGACGUUGGGGUACAUAGCAGCCAUCCCACGUGUGUAUUAUACUAAUCAGAGAUGUCCCUGGAAAGAUUGGGCGAACGGGACGCAAACCGAUACCAGUAACUAUCUCUGUGAACAUCUGUAUAGAACUAUGUUGUAUGACUACAGGUGAACUAAGUACAGGAUAUCUCCUUGUAUACUUAAAUGUAUAUAAUAAAUUAUAUUGCGUAUAUUUCCUCAUAGCUUUGUGCAUGAAAAUGACUUCUCCA
This is a messenger RNA of Branchiostoma belcheri (Belcher's lancelet), 1322 nucleotides long. RefSeq lists its product as uncharacterized. The record is from RefSeq and is a predicted model, not a curated record. The transcript has 2 exons. The coding region runs from base 239 to 1225 and encodes 328 amino acids. Lineage: Eukaryota; Metazoa; Chordata; Leptocardii; Amphioxiformes; Branchiostomatidae.